Molecule: messenger RNA, 1506 nt
Organism: Ostreobium quekettii
Lineage: Eukaryota; Viridiplantae; Chlorophyta; Ulvophyceae; Bryopsidales; Ostreobiaceae
Source: the annotation of a GenBank genome assembly
AUGAACGCUGCGCGGAUCCUGCGUUGCCAGUUUGUCAAUCGCUUCGUCCGAUGUCGUGUUGUGGGUCCGCCGCGGGCGCUGACGGCGGGACGGAUGCCCGCUGGCCAGGUGAGGGUCAGGCGCAUUAAGGGCGUGCAGGAGGUGCUUUCCGAGGCCGAGUUCGGGGACGCCAUUCUGGAGAACUACUACGAGGGCCACAAGUUCAAGUACGAGCUGUCGGAGGCGCAGGUGCGGCGCCUGCAGGCGCUGUUCUGGCAGCAGCACCAGCGGCGCUGCGGCCCCGCCAAGCGCGCCCAGAAGCCAGUGGCCAACACGGGGCCCAUCAGCGGCAAGCGGCCCAGGACGGACGCGGGCGGGGCCCUGGGCUGCAGGGACAAGGCGUCCAGGCCCGUGGGCAGGGACACAUGGAUCAAUCCCGCGAUGGUGGCUGGCCCUACGGGUGCUAGAUCCCUGGAUCCCUGGAUCGAUCCCCGGCAGGCCGGCGGGGCCGCGGAUGUGCAAGAUGGGGCGCGGAGCUGUGCGGAAAUUGCGGGCAUCUCUCAGGGGGACUUUAUGGGGUCCCCUGUGAAACUGGAUGAGAUGUUGGAGCGGCGCACGGCGGUCGUGCUUGGCCCGCUGCCCUCUCCCUGGGAGCUGUCGGCAGAUAAGCUCGUGCGCGUUUUGGACGGCACCGUUGGCGUGGAGGGGAGGUACAGUCUCUUCCUCAUAGAGAAGGUGGUCGAGGAUGGCAAGAGGUACUGUUUUCUGAAUUUCGACUGCGCCGAUGACGUGCGCCUCCUGGCCAGCAGGUGCCACAGCGAGCACUGGAGCGGCAUAGCCGGGAAGAGAUUUGUUGAUAACCCUGUGGCGAAGGUGUGGUUCCUGUCACACCAGGGGGCAGAUGACCUGGCCCGAGCGUUUGGCUCGAGAGGCCAGUGGGAGCCAAACGACGUUUGUCCAGGUAACCUCCAAGGACUGCGAGAUGGCAUCGCGUACUUUUUCUACGGGUUCGGUGCCCACCAUGCUGCAGGCGUGUCCUCCCAGGUUCACACGGCCAUUGGAGGACUUGAGCUUCAGGGAGACAGGACUGCACAAACUUGCAGGACAGGCGGGGCGCCGAAAUUCCCGACAUAUGGGAUGGAUCAAAUUUGCAGAACUAGUGGGGGCCUGGACGUCCCUGCAGAUGGGAUGGACACUGAUGCUGCAUUGAUGGACCCAGAUGCGCCUUUUGAUAAGCAACCUUUUGACUGGCAGAAGAUGGCUUGCAUCAAGACGGAGGAUGGUGUUCAGGAUAUGGAGGCGAUGAGAAGAAGAGCAAUUGUCUGUUUUCAAGCAGACCUUGAAAAGAUUAUGAAGAUCCUUGAGGAUCAGAAACGGAACGUGGUGCGCACUCUGAAAUUCAAAUACAAGCCAAGGAUGAACCAAGACCCCAACUUUGAUGAAUAUGAGAAGAUCUUCCGGGAAUUGAGUAUUGACCUUGACAACAAGAUGGGCAGCCUGGGGUGUAACCAGCCAAAGUUCCGGUGA